AUGGGAAAGGACGCUGAAAUCUCUCUCAAUGAGCGCAAUUUCGUGAAAGAAGGUCUCAAAAAUGGGUUCCGUCUUAAUGGACGCUCGCUUGACGAAAUGCGCCGUCCAAUCAUCAACAUCGACAAGAACGAGUAUGGCUUUGUAGAGGUUGAGUUUGGCAAAACGAAGCUUGCAGUCAGGGUCAGUUGUGAAAUCGUCAAACCUUACGAAGACCGUCCGUUCGAAGGUAUCUUCACUAUUUCCACAGAAAUCAGUCCUAUGGCUUCGCCCAUGUUCGAGAACGGCAAGAACUCAGACGAUGAGGUGCUCAUCUCGAGAUUCAUCGAGAAGGCAGUCAGCAGAUCCAACGCUUUGGAUCUUGAGAGUUUAUGUAUAAUCGCCGGAGAAAAAGUGUGGCAUAUUCGUGCGGAUGUGAAUUAUCUCAGCUACGAUGGUGGACUCAUCGACGCUACUUGCAUUGGAGUGAUGACUGCGCUUCAACACUUCAAGAAACCAGAUGUUACAAUGAAGGGAACUGAUAUUAUAGUACACGAUUUUGACCAGCGACAGCCAGUUCCAUUGAUCAUCCUUCAUGUUCCCAUUUGCAUUACAUACUCAUUUUUCAACCCUGUGGACCGGGAAGAAAACAUCAAAGGCGAUGCCAACCUAGAAAUAGCAAUCAUGGACGCCGACAGAUCCGAAGAGCUUGUGAGAGAUGGAUUCCUUGUACUUACAUUGAAUAAGAACCGCGAGCUCAUACAGAUCUCCAAGAACGGUGGGCUUCCUAUUGAUGGUUUGGCCCUCAUCGAAUUAACACAAAGGGCACACGAUAGAUGUCAAGAGUUGACCGAACACAUCAAGGCCUUGCUACAGGCAGAUGAAAAAGAACGCUACAAGAACAUGAACCUCCAUCUUUUGGAAGUUGGCGCUUCUCGUUAA
Molecule: messenger RNA, 918 nt
Organism: Australozyma saopauloensis
Lineage: Eukaryota; Fungi; Ascomycota; Pichiomycetes; Serinales; Metschnikowiaceae
Product: exosome non-catalytic core subunit
Exons: 1
Coding region: 1-918 (305 amino acids)
Biological process (GO): nuclear polyadenylation-dependent mRNA catabolic process; nuclear polyadenylation-dependent rRNA catabolic process; TRAMP-dependent tRNA surveillance pathway
Cellular component (GO): nuclear exosome (RNase complex); cytoplasmic exosome (RNase complex)
Molecular function (GO): mRNA 3'-UTR AU-rich region binding
Source: RefSeq, a predicted model, not a curated record